AUGCUCUGUGUCAAUUGCCUCUUCUCCCUGCAUGCACGCAUUGUGCUCAUGUAUGCUAGAAAAAGAGGGUCUCUUGUGAAUAAUUUGCCGGCAAAUGUUUUGCCUGUCACAUACAACAGCCAGAGUUCUUAUUCAGCAGAUGACUUGCCAAGAAGUGUAGUCAUGACCAUAAAUCAAGGUUCACCUGUUAAGAGUAUGGAUUUCCAUCCAGUGCAACAAAUUCUGCUGCUCGGUGUUGCGUAUUCCAAAUACAUGGUGCACAUAUACUUAUAUCUUGAUGGUGAUGACAUACGGAACCACCUUGAGAUUGAGGCUCAUGUUGGAAGUGUUAAUGAUCUCGCCUUUUCAUAUUCAAACAAGCAGUUAUGUGUUGUUACCUGUGGUGAGGACAGGUUGAUCAAGGUAUGGGAUGCAGUGACCGGGGCUAAGCAACACGGUUUCGAGGGUCAUGAAGCACCUUUCUUCUUCUCAACAGCAACGGAUGGAAAAAUUAAGGUUUGGAUUUAUGGCAAUUUGGUUCGAGGAGUUGACUAUGAUGCACCGGGUCUCUCUUCUACCAUGAUGGCAUACAGUGCUGAUGGAAAAAGGUUGUUCUCAUUUGGGACCAAUAAAGAAGGUGAGUCAUACUUGGUUGAAUGGAAUCAACUUGGGGGGGCUGUCAAGCGUACGUAUCAUGGACUUGGAAAGAGACCUGGUGGGGUUGUGCGGUUUGAUACCACCAAAAACAGAUUUUUGGCUGCUGGUGAGGAGUUCAUGGUCAAAUUUUGGGAUAUGGACAAUGAAGAUAUCUUGACUAUUACCGAUGCUUUGGGUGGAUUGCCGGCUUCACCUUGUAUUAGAUUUAACAAGGAAGGAGUUCUGUUGGCGGUCUCAACAAGCGACAGUAGUAUCAAGAUUUUAGCAAAUGCUUGUCGCCAAAUGUACCGAAUUGCCCCUCGAGCUCACGUUAGGCGCGCGGACCGCGAGGCGACUUGGGACCACGCGUAUGCUUCGGUUUCAGAGCAGCUGACCGUCGUAGCUGUCAAGCAAAGUGGAGAAGAGGAGGGACAGCUAAAGCAGGGUCUUGGAAAGUUGGGCGGCGAGAACUCAGCAUCGUUUAAUCACGCCCAGUAG
Molecule: messenger RNA, 1113 nt
Organism: Rhodamnia argentea
Lineage: Eukaryota; Viridiplantae; Streptophyta; Magnoliopsida; Myrtales; Myrtaceae
Product: topless-related protein 4-like
Exons: 9
Coding region: 1-1113 (370 amino acids)
Biological process (GO): regulation of DNA-templated transcription
Molecular function (GO): protein binding
Source: RefSeq, a predicted model, not a curated record